AUGUCAGACAAACAAGAGAAACCAAAACCAUGCUGUGUGUGCUUGGAAGAGAAGAAGAAGCGUGACGAGUGUCUUCUUUUCAAUGGCCAAGAGUCGGGAAAAUGCAAUGAAUUGAUUGCUCAGUACAAACAGUGUAUGAAAGGUUUCGGAUUUGAAACCAGAUAG
Meyerozyma guilliermondii ATCC 6260 is the source of this 165-nucleotide messenger RNA. RefSeq names its product copper metallochaperone (gene COX17). The record is from RefSeq and is a predicted model, not a curated record. Gene Ontology annotation, molecular function: copper ion binding; copper chaperone activity. Gene Ontology annotation, cellular component: mitochondrial intermembrane space. The transcript has a single exon. Gene Ontology annotation, biological process: mitochondrial respiratory chain complex IV assembly. The coding region runs from base 1 to 165 and encodes 54 amino acids. NCBI's taxonomy places the organism in Eukaryota, Fungi, Ascomycota, Pichiomycetes, Serinales, Debaryomycetaceae.